CACUGCCCAUUAUCGCUGUAGGACGUGGUAAAGAUUUUUGGAAGAAUAUAUAUUUUUCGUCAUAUAAAAUACGACUCAUGACUAAGUAGUUAAAACGCAAAGCCCAAGAUGACGAUAGACGUUAUACAACGUAACGGCGAAACAAGCCAGGAAGCUGUCAAACAGGAGAAACCAGCACCAAAAUACUGGGAUCCAUUACAGCAAGGCGUCAAAUGGAUAGAAAGAUAUGCAGAGCCUCUUGAAAAGUUCUUCGAGAGAUUGCCAGAAUUCAUUAGCACAUUUGUUGCUACACUUGCUGUUUUCACAUUCGGAUCCAUAUUACGAGGAGAAUGGGUCAUAAUAUUAGUAACAGCACUAAAACAAAUCUCAGGUCAUACUCAAAGUAAUCAGAAUAUUACCACAGAAGAAAUUUUCAGCUUGUUUACGGAACAAAACUUGAAGAUGGAAAACUUCGGUAUAAUAUUUAUAGGUGCACACGUCGUGUCUCUCAGUAUGUACUUCCUUAUCGGAGGAUUUUUGCACUGGUACUUCUACGUUAAGAGACGAAACACCGCUAAAGAAUGGAAAAUUCAGCCGGACAAAUGGUUGUCACCUGAGUUGGAAAGACAUGAGAUCAUGGUGGGCACUUUUGCUCUGUUGAUCACUGGCUCCUGCUCAGCUCUCCUUGCUUGCUACAUCUUCAAUGGAAACCCUUCCACAGUAUAUUUCCAAUUCGACGAAUAUGGAUGGCUUUGGUUUUUCCUUCAAUUCCCAGUUAUAUUUAUCUAUAGUGACUACACCACCUAUAUUAUGCAUCGCAUGUACCACACUCCAUGGUUGUACAAGAAUUUCCACAAAUUGCACCACAAGUACAAACAGCCUACUGCCUUCUCCGUGACUGCCAUUCACCCUGUUGAGAUUACGCACAUUCAAUUGACUAUGUGCUUGCCUCUCUUUACCAUUCCAGUACACUGGCUGUCGUUCUACUCUGUGGCUCUCUACAUCUACUAUCAUGGUAUCAUUGACCACUCAGGGAUCAAUUUUAAGGCCCAGUGGUGGCAGCCAUGGCAACCAGACGCGGAUUUCCACGAUAAACAUCACGAGUUCUUCCAUUGCAACUUUGGGUUCAACAUGGUUUUGUGGGACAAGCUUCAUGGCACUAUGAGAAAACAAAACAGACUAUACACAGAAGACACAUAUCAUGGAGAAGCACCUCUCUUAGAUUCAAUUGAAGCCAAAGAAUUGAUCAACAAGGAUGAAGACGCUAAAGAAGCUUUCAUAUCAACUAAGGCUCUUCUUAAUUCUAAAUCGGAUUAGACUAUCGGAAUUUUUAGACAUAUAGCUAGGUUAUCAAAAUUCCUCAUCGUCAAUUGACGUAUGUCCCACUUCAACAAGAUGGUUUAGAUUAAACGGUGGUCAGUCACAUUGACUGAUUGCAGAUUUGGGACUACACACGUUUUCAAAAAGUUAUUGUCACCCUAUCCAAAAUUUAGGUAGUAUCACGACAUUUUCCAUCAUUCUUAAAGCAAGUGAUAAUUUAGUAAAUAGAAUAAGUUAUUGAAACACAUUGAUUUUAAUCAAUUAUUUUUCAGUAUUAAAGUCGUUGAUGAAUCAACCACAUGAUUAUAUUCAUAACUUAAAUUGUUUGCUGCAAUCAUUAGAAAUGUUGCACUAAUCAUUGUGCAUGAUGGGCUUGGAAUAAGUGAUACAUUAUUUAUUGCAAGAACAUUGAUUUUUCUGUAUGAUAAUAAGAUUUUUUCUUUAUAAUUUUGAACUGUUUUAAAACCUAUAUUACCUAUAUUCUCAAUUUAAAUCAGAAACUUUCAAUGUUUCAGUUUUUGCAAUAUUUUUUAUCUUGUCCUUGUACUUCGCCCUUCUUAAUCUAUCAUCCGUGUCGUACGUAUUGAUUAUAAAAUUGGCAAGUGACGUCCGGAUAUGGAACAUACUUUAUUUUUCUCUCCAAUACGGUCCGUAAUACAUUUUUAUUCAAAUUAUAUACGAGAAGUUUAUUAAUGAUUUUCCACCUAAUUAGACUCAAGUUAAAUGUAAUCGGAUUGUACACGUCAAGGCACAUUAAUUAAUCCUAUCAUUUAAACAUAAUUAACAAAGUUUAUUGUGUUAGAGGCAUAUAAUAAAUUAUAUGUGUUUGUGUAUAAUAUAAUAUUCUAACUGUACUUUACGCCAAUCAUUUUAUUUAAACAGGAGUUACCUUUGGUUAUGAGAACGACAAAAAGCCACAGAUUAAAACAAAGAACGUAGGAGUGGUAGUAUAAUGAGGUCGGCUUUUGAAGCACACUAAAGAUAUUAACAUUUAUUACCACAAGGUUACUAUAUAUAGUAUGGACUUAUUUGUUACAAUCUUUAUUCAGGAGGUCUUUCAAUCAAACCACUUGGCGUUGAGAUCGGAGUGAAAAGAUUCAGAGUGACGCCACACGAUGCGUUGCGUCGUCGCCGUCGCCUCCAAGCAGUGACGCUGCAUUACAAUGCAGUACACUGCAUAUACAUAAAUUAGAACUACAUGCCACAUGGUGCGUCGAAACGGCGAAAUGGAGAGGUACUGCGGUGCUUAACCCUUUCAAGAAAAGUACUUACAUAAUACCGCACACAUAAAUUUUAGUAGUUUUUUUGCCGUAGUUCUUCUAUUGAUUAAAUAUACAAUGUUCAAUGUGCGUAAAUCAUCAAAAUUUGUCAGUACGUUGUCUACAACGUAUCUAGAGUAUAGUAUCUAUACCACGGAAAUGUGGUCUGUGAUCUAUACUAUGGAGAAGCAGUAGGCGGCAACUACACACAAAGCAUUAGGAAUCGCAAUGUAAACCCCGUAGUUGGUGUUUUAAGAUCCACAUGGUGAAACGGGGUACCCCGUUUUAUUAUAUUUUAAUAUUUAAUUUUACGGUAAAUGUUGUUACUGUCCAUGAAAAGUUUAAAUAAUUGGCGUUACGUUGCGACAUCACAUUGCUCGUGUGGCACUGGGUGCGUUGAAAUCAUGGCGUUGCGCCGAGGCAAUAGCCGGCAGAGCUCAUGUGGUAUCGCCCGACACCGUUUGUGUAUCGGUUGUUCCGGCCCAGAGGAUAAAUUAUAGAUAAUAAUAAUAAUAAUGCAUACACUUAACAAGCCCCGCAUUAGGGAAACCCUGUGUCGCGGAUGCCAUGGACACACACAUAGACGACCGCAAUAUACACCCAAACUAACGAGAGA
Molecule: messenger RNA, 3174 nt
Organism: Hyposmocoma kahamanoa
Lineage: Eukaryota; Metazoa; Arthropoda; Insecta; Lepidoptera; Cosmopterigidae
Product: methylsterol monooxygenase 2-2-like
Exons: 7
Coding region: 109-1296 (395 amino acids)
Biological process (GO): sterol biosynthetic process
Molecular function (GO): C-4 methylsterol oxidase activity; iron ion binding
Source: RefSeq, a predicted model, not a curated record